CGCAGGCGGGUCUCGCGCUGCCCCGCGGGAGGGGCCGAGCCCGUGUUCCUCCUCCCUACCGGUCCCCAUCCUUAAAGCACGAGCCCGGACGCCCCGCCUGUUGGAGACGGCGUCUGGCUCCGGACAGCGAGCGGCCGGGGCGGGCCACGGCCGACCGAGGAGGGCCUGAGGCAACGGACCCACCGCGGCUGGCACACGAGCCUCUCGGCCCCGACUGAGUGGUUGCGGGAGCUGUGAGGGAAGGGGUCGCGGGCGCCAUUGCUGCCCAUCAGAACGCCGCAGGGUCCCCGUCAGCCCUCGGCUGCUCUACCCCGGCUGGGAGGAGCCGUCGCCAGUCCCCGGCCCGGUCUCGUGAAUCGGGUGCCUCGUCUGCCGCCCGCGCCGAGACCAUGUUUGACAAGACGCGGCUGCCGUACGUGGCCCUUGAUGUGCUCUGCGUGUUGCUGGCUUCCAUGCCUAUGGCUGUUCUAAAUUUGGGCCAAAUAUAUCCAUUUCAGAGAGGCUUUUUCUGUAAAGACAACAGCAUCCAGUAUCCGUACCAUGACAGUACCGUCACAACCACUGUCCUCAACACAGUGGGGCUUGGUUUACCCAUUUCCUGUAUGAUUGUUGGAGAAACCCUAUCUGUUUACUUUAACCUCUUGCACUCGAAUUCCUUUAUCAGGAAUAACUACAUAGCCACUAUUUACAAAGCCAUUGGAACAUUUUUAUUUGGUGCAGCUGCUAGUCAGUCCCUGACUGAUAUUGCCAAGUAUUCGAUAGGCAGACUGCGGCCUCACUUCUUGGAUGUUUGUGACCCAGACUGGUCAAAAAUCAACUGCAGUGAUGGCUACAUUGAAAACUACAUAUGUCGAGGGAAUGCACAAAAAGUGAAGGAGAGCAGAUUGUCCUUUUACUCGGGCCACUCUUCGUUCUCCAUGUACUGCAUGAUGUUCGUGGCACUUUAUCUUCAAGCCAGGAUGAAGGGAGACUGGGCAAGACUCUUACGCCCUACACUGCAAUUUGGUCUUGUUGCUGCGUCCAUUUAUGUGGGCCUUUCUCGAAUUUCUGAUUACAAACACCACUGGAGUGAUGUGUUGACCGGACUCAUUCAAGGAGCUCUGGUUGCAAUAUUAGUUGUAAGUAUACAGGGCAACGGGCAACAGACAUCCUGAUACUGAGAAACACUUGGAUAAAUAAGUAGAAAAAAAUGUCCCAAUGAGAAAAGUAUGCUAAGGCAGAGAAUGUGGCUCAAUAAUUGCUACUGGGUAAGGACCCCAACGUUAUUAAAAGUCAUUUUAGGAUAGAUAGCAAAUAAUACCUACGUUACUUACUCUUCGCAAAAGUUAUUUAAAAUUUUUUUUUAAUUGUAAAAAGCUCUGGCUAUAAAGUUUUCUUUUUAGUAUGAAUUGAAAAAAAAAAACAAAAAACUAAUUUACAUGAGGAAUGACACUUUCAUUAAGGGCUAGCAGAGUGAAGCCAUCUGCCCAGUACAUAACAGAGCAACUCCCAGAAUGUCCUUAACAAAAAUUCCUGUUAGCCACUAAUUUAUUCGUACCCUUAACCUGUACCCUGUAAAGUAUAUCCUUUUGUUUAUAUUUUGCACACUGCUUAUUGCAUAUGGUUUUUAAACUUAUUUAAAAUUGUAUCAUUAAAUACUUUGCCCCAU
Messenger RNA from Delphinapterus leucas (beluga whale), 1648 nucleotides. The record is from RefSeq and is a predicted model, not a curated record. NCBI's taxonomy places the organism in Eukaryota, Metazoa, Chordata, Mammalia, Artiodactyla, Monodontidae.